Nylanderia fulva is the source of this 940-nucleotide messenger RNA. NCBI's taxonomy places the organism in Eukaryota, Metazoa, Arthropoda, Insecta, Hymenoptera, Formicidae. The record is from RefSeq and is a predicted model, not a curated record.
UGACAAACACAAUAACGGAAAUAAGAGAUUUGAAAAUAACCACAAAUAUUAUGAGUACCGACAUAAAAGAAAUAAAAAUGGAUAUUACAAAUAUAAAGAUGGAUAUCCAACGCAUGUGUGGUAUAAUUUCGAAAUUAAAAGAAAGUCAAGAUAUUACUCUACCGCUAUCAAAAUGUACCGUUGCUUCACAAGCUGUUGUUGCUUUACAUUCGAUUUUUCCAUUAAAAACGAAAGAGCAAUUACAUCAAUUGGAAAACGAACUUGAAAUCGUCGAGAAAGAAACUCAAUUGAGUGCGUUUUUUGAUACAAUUGGAGGACUUGAUCCAAAUGAAACAGUGAAAAGAUCUCUAAUAAAGACAUUCAGUAAUAAACCAGCCACUGAAUUUUCAUGGCAAGGCCGUAAAGAAAAAUAUAAAUUAUGUAAUUUAAAAAUAAUGGACAUAAUGUAUCGUUCACUGCUGGCUCGUUGUAUUAAUAUGGAUGAAAAAAAAUUCCAAUUUCGUGUGCAAGAAUGGUUCAGACAAGCUGCAGCACGCUAUCGCAAUGAAAUUCAGAAAGAUACAGAAAACGCCAUUAUUUUGGAACUACAAUGUGGAAACGUUGACGUUGCAGAAAUCGCAAAUUGCAUGCAGCUUAAUCCUACAGCAUCAGACAAUGAAGAACAAGUAAACUAGUAAAACGUUAUAUUUUUAAUUAUUACAUUUAAACAUUUUAUCAAGUUCGAUAUACAAAAGUAUAAAAGUAUAUGUAUAAAAGUCGAGAAUAAUAUAUAGAGUGACUUAGUUUCUUUUAAAUUAAAAAAUUUUUUUAUAAAAUGUUCAUAAUAUCGAAAAUGUUCUAAGGACAAAAAUAUUAAGGCACUUACUGCAAACUAAUAAUAUGGAAAUCAAUAGUUCUUGAGAUAUUCAACUUUUAAUUUAAUUUAGCAUUUAAAUUAUUA